AUGAGGGUUUCGCACAGAAGCUCUGGAUACAAAUUGGAUACCCCAAUAGAGGCGGACCUACCCAAGGCCAACAAGCUUCUUGCAAUGCUGCCCGAUCCCGAUGAUAAUGUCCAAUCAUCAAAGGAUAACGAAGUGCCAUUGAAAGAUAUUUCUCGGUCGUCAUCUCGGCCGCGAAGCUCAAGAGGUGGCUCCACACCAGUUCCUAUAUCCCCAACCACAAAACCACGAUUAUGGUCCUCCGACAUUCGCAAAGGCGAUGCAGUUUCAUCUGCCCAAGGCGCAUCAACAUGGAGCGCUAGUUCAGAUAAGCAGCUUAGUAGCCCGGCAUUUACUAUUCAUGAUCGAGUAUUCCCAAUACGAAGCGUCGUGUCUGUCGAUCCUACACAGACUUCACACUCAAUCUCAGCUAGAGGCUCCGCUUCAACUGAAAAGAAUGAUUAUUUUACACGUCUCCCUAGUGCGGUGAGCAAAGAUGGACGUGAGAGUAGUGGGCAAUAUUCAGAUUCGGAUGGAAGGUCAACCCCCCGCCAAAAAGGUCAGGCAGAAUCUGGCGCGGACGUGAGACAAGCAGAUCACCAAGGCAAUCGCAUACAAUCAUUCCUCGACGAUACAUCCGAUAGAUCUGUCAAUACACGUGGUUCCAGCGCAAAGGGUACAGGAGAUGGAUCAUCGAUCGCCAAUGUGUCGAUUUCCGAGGAUGAUGAGGUUGGCGGGCUAGUGACAGCUAGAUUUAAGCACAUCGUGACUGCAGAAGGUCAUGCCAUUAUCACUGGUCGGGAUGGAGAUGUGUUGCAAACAUGCGAGGAUGAACCGAUCCAUAUUCCUGGAGCUAUACAAGGCUUCGGCUUACUUGUUGCAUUAUCAGAGCACGAAGAUAACCAGCUUUUGGUUCGUGUUGUCAGUGAGAAUUCCCAACGCUUGAUUGGAUAUACGCCUCAAGAGCUUUUUCGACUCGAUAGUUUUCUAGACAUAUUAAGUGAGGACCAGCAGGAAAACCUCCUUGAUCACAUUGACUUUAUUCGCGACGACGAAGCAGAUCCUGCAUCAAACGGCCCGGAAGUUUUCACUGUCUCGAUCCGUCACCCCAGAACUCGCAAAUCUAGAAAGCUAUGGGUAGCUAUGCAUAUAAACCCCGUCCAGCCAGGAGUGAUCAUCUGCGAGUUUGAACUUGACGAUGAUCAGACGCACCCUCUCGUGCCCGAGGAGGAAAACUCGCCGGAGCCUCCAGAGGAUACGUUGAACAGCAACCCAACAAAAGAGGAAUUUGAUGAGAGUACGGUCAAUAGCAGCAAGCCACUUAGGGUACUGAGAAAUGCUCGCAAGCGUAAGGGCGAGGCUGCCGCUAUGGAAGUCUUCAACAUUAUGUCCCAAGUACAAGAACAGCUUGCCACUGCGCCAAAUUUAGAGCUUUUUCUCAAAAUUCUUGUAGGCGUGAUCAAAGAAUUGACGGGUUUUCAUCGAGUCAUGAUAUAUCAAUUUGAUUCUUCAUACAACGGCCGAGUGGUCACAGAACUCGUUGAUCCUCGAGCAACUAAGGACCUCUAUAAAGGACUCAAUUUCCCAGCAUCAGACAUCCCUAAGCAAGCUCGAGAGUUAUACAAAAUUAACAAAGUCCGACUUCUUUAUGACAGGGAUUUAGAAACGGCACGACUCGUUUGCCGCGGCAUCGAGGAGCUUGAAAACCCUCUUGAUCUAUCAUAUGCUUAUCUUCGAGCCAUGUCACCUAUCCACGUCAAAUAUCUGACGAAUAUGGCAGUGCGAUCCUCGAUGUCUAUUUCUAUAAAUGCUUUUGGAGAAUUGUGGGGCUUGAUUGCUUGCCACGGGUAUGGUACGAAAGGCAUGCGAGUGUCUUUCCCUAUUCGAAAGAUGUGCCGGCUGGUCGGUGAUACGGCAUCAAGAAAUAUUGAGAGAUUAUCAUACGCUUCACGACUGCAAGCCCGCAAGCUUAUCAACACUGCUCCGACAGAAGCUAACCCUUCCGGUUACAUCAUAGCAUCAUCUGACGACCUUUUAAAAUUAUUCGAUGCAGAUUUUGGUCUCCUUUCAAUUAGAGGAGAGACGAAAAUAUUGGGGAAGGUCGACCAAUCUCAUGAGGCACUUGCCAUGCUGGAAUAUAUGCGAAUGCGUAAAAUCAAAUCUGUGAUCACAUCCCAGGACAUCAGACAAGAUUUCCCCGAUCUUAAAUAUCCUCCAGGCUUCAACGUUAUUGCUGGCUUACUUUUAGUACCAUUAAGCUCAGACGGGGAUGACUUUAUCGUCUUUUUCCGUGGCGGACAAGUCAGAAACGUCAAAUGGGCUGGCAAUCCAUAUGAGAAAUUUAUCAAAGAAGGAACCGAGGGCUAUUUGGAGCCCAGAAAAAGUUUCAAGACAUGGAAUGAAAUUGUAGUUGGCAAAUGCCGCGACUGGACGGAGGAACAAGUCGAGACCGCUGCCGUGCUCUGCCUUGUUUAUGGAAAGUUCAUCGAGGUCUGGCGUCAAAAAGAAGCCGCAGUGCAGAACAGUCAGCUUACACGAAUACUAUUGGCAAAUUCGGCUCAUGAAGUCAGAACUCCCCUGAAUGCUAUCAUCAACUACCUCGAGAUUGCCCUCGAGGGUACAUUGGACCAAGAGACACGAGAAAACUUGGCCAAAUCCCACUCCGCUUCUAAGUCAUUAAUUUAUGUUAUCAAUGAUUUGUUGGAUCUAACAAAAACCGAGGAAGGUAUGGAUCUAGUUAGAGACGAAAUCUUUGAUCUCCCUGCUGCAAUACGAGAAGCUACCGACUUGUUUAAUGGUGAUAUUAAGCGUAAGGGUAUUGAAUAUACCGUGAUUGAACACCCUGGCGUUCCACGAUUUGUGCAUGGCGACCAAAAACGCGUCAGACAAGCAGUUGCUAAUAUCACGGCAAAUGCUGUGCAGCACACGUCAAGUGGCUUUGUCCAUGUUGACAUCUGGUUGCGAGAAAUCAUCGAGAACAAAGUCAACAUUGAAAUUAUAGUUGAAGAUUCGGGAGCCGGCAUGUCGAACCAAAAGCUUGAUACAAUUUUCCGAGAUCUUGAGCAAGUUGAUGGCGAUCACUUGCUUGAAGAUGUGGAGGGUGGCGAGAAAGUCCUUGUUUCUGGGAAUCGUACUAUAGGUCUUGGUCUGGCAAUGGUAGCCAGAGUUGUCAGAAAUAUGGACGGCCAGCUGCGAUUGAAGUCGGAGAUAGGCAAAGGAUCACGGUUCGUCAUUCAAUUACCUUUUUUGCUUCCUGGUGAUGAUCCACAAACUUCUGGGAAUCAAGAAAGGGAAGUUUUCGGCAACAUACCUUCUAUAUCAUCUCCGAGUGCGAUGCCACCCCCUCCCGCAGAUAUCGCUGGCGACGUGACCCUUGCUGAUAAAGCAAACACUAUCCGAUCAAACGCCGAAUCUUCGCUUACUCGCAAGCCGAGUCUAGAAGGGAUUGCAAGUUUACACAGCUUCAAAAGUUCUACCAGCAGCAAAGUUAGCGGUAAAAGUCAUGUGGAUCGAUUAAUUGAUGCUAUUUCUGGCCCGAUCGGCAAUCCACAAGGAGAACAUUUGAACCGUGUCAACAACAGUGAUCGACAUAGUGUCAGCAGUGUGCCGAUGCCCCCUUCAACUUCAGGCCGACCUACAAAGCUAAAACGCUCAGCAUCAUACACUUCCCCUAAUAAUCUAAGAGUAGAGUCCUCAACCGCGGGAUUCGAGACCAUUGCCGGUAGCAAAACACCAGUGAAAGCGGUUAGGAUGCCGGAUGAGUUUUCGGAAACUACAGAUGACUCAUAUCCUCCUCCAGUUGCAGCAAAGGUAAAAACCAAUUUUCAGGUCCCAACACUUUUGCAAGGUGGACCGCGUGAAGAUGCACCUGCACCAGAGUCAAGAUCUCUCGAUACAAAGCACCUGAAGGUUUUAGUUGCUGAAGAUGAUCCUGUUAAUAGUCGCAUUAUCAAUAAGAGACUGGACAAGGGUGGUCACGAAGUCUAUCACACCAUUAAUGGGGAAGAGUGUGCAAGUGUCUAUAGAGACAACGUCAAUGACUCGCCCGAGUCCGCCAUAACAUCAUCAGCACCGAGCACACGCUAUGAUGUAGUACUUAUGGAUAUGCAAAUGCCGAUAGUUGAUGGACUUACUUCAACAAAGAUGAUCCGAUCUUUCGAAAAGACCCACCUCAAUCUUUCUCCACGAGCGAAGCUCAAUGGAAGAGUGCCUAUAUUUGCCGUAUCGGCUUCUCUUCUCGAACGUGAACGACAGAUAUAUAUCGAUGCUGGCUUCGAUGGCUGGAUAUUGAAGCCCAUAGACUUCAAACGUCUCAACGUACUGCUCGAAGGGAUCGUUGAUAGCAAUGUUCGAGAAUCGUGCUUGUACCAACCCGGAGGAUGGGAACGUGGAGGUUGGUUUCGCAAAAUGCAACCUUCAGUAUUCCAAUCCUCAACAGCACCAUCCAAUGAAACGCCAGUUCAGAAUCCUCCUCAAAAGGGUGCAGGAGCGCUCCAACCUGACAAGGAUUUAGUCGACAGUGGCACAGGUUCUUCAACACCCAGGGAUGACAAAAGGCGACCACUAAUAUAUGAUGAGAGGCUCAAUGCUAUGAGCGAAGCGAUCAAUGGUACGAACAAGGUUGGCUCGGGAUCCCACAGUGACCUACCGACAGAUGUCAGUAAUGAAGAAGACACACCAACUACCGAACAACCCCUUAUGGAUGAUGCUGAUAAAAGCACUGGACCUGGCACUGCGACUACUGCAGCAAACAAUUUGAUAAAUUUUGAACCGACUGCUGAAAUAAAAUUUGAAGCGGACGCCUCAAAUACUGCGGAUCAACCAGCUGAUUCUAAGGUUGUUGACGACUCAGCAGUAGAAACUACCAAUGUUACCGAAAUACAUGAGUCGACGGUUUAA
Messenger RNA from Sclerotinia borealis F-4128, 4875 nucleotides. Lineage: Eukaryota; Fungi; Ascomycota; Leotiomycetes; Helotiales; Sclerotiniaceae. The record is from the annotation of a GenBank genome assembly.